UCGGGGUCUGUUCUUCUCUCUUCCAGAUGCCAGUAUGGACAGAAUAGCCUAUGAUGCUCGUCCCCACCCACCACUUCCGAGACAUUGAGCGGAAGCCAGAAUACCUCCAGCCGGAGAAGUGCGUCCCACCUCCCUACCCUGGCCCUGUGGGAACCAUGUGGUUUAUCCGUGACGGCUGUGGCAUCGCCUGUGCCGUUGUCACCUGGUUUCUGGUCCUGUAUGCGGAGUUUGUGGUCCUCUUUGUCAUGCUGAUCCCAUCUCGGGACUACGUGUACAGUGUCAUCAACGGGAUUGUGUUCAACCUGCUGGCCUUCUUGGCCCUGGCCUCCCACGGCCGGGCUAUGCUGACGGACCCCGGGGCAGUGCCCAAAGGAAACGCCACUAAAGAGUUCAUCGAGAGUUUACAGCUGAAGCCCGGGCAGGUGGUGUACAAGUGCCCCAAAUGCUGCAGCAUCAAGCCCGACCGAGCCCACCACUGCAGUGUCUGUAAGCGGUGCAUUCGGAAGAUGGACCACCACUGUCCCUGGGUCAAUAACUGCGUGGGCGAGAACAACCAGAAGUACUUCGUCCUGUUUACAAUGUACAUAGCUCUCAUUUCCUUGCACGCCCUCAUCAUGGUGGGAUUCCACUUCCUGCAUUGCUUUGAAGAAGACUGGACAAGUCUCCUGCAAGGCUCUGGAGUGACAAGGGCAGCAUCAGCAGAGGCCCGAGUCCCACCUCAGGACAAAAAGCAGCCCCGUAAAGUCAGGGCCACAGAGUGCAGCUCCUUCUCGCCGCCCACCACGGUGAUCCUCCUCAUCCUGCUGUGCUUCGAGGGGCUGCUGUUCCUCAUCUUCACGUCGGUGAUGUUCGGGACCCAGGUGCACUCCAUCUGCACAGACGAGACGGGCAUCGAGCGCCUCAAACGAAAGCACCAGCCCAGGGAGCACAGAAGAAGCUGGAAGGCGGUAAAAGAGGCCUUUGGUGGGGACUUUUCCCUGAACUGGCUCAACCCCUUCUCAGGACCGUGUCAUCCAGAGCCUCUCAAUGACAGGGACUGGGUGCGGCAGGUGGCAUCGAUGUCAGACACCGACAACACGGAAACAACGGAGAGGAAGGACUCGGACUCGGUGGAGGUGACAGACGAGUGACGCCACUGUGGGGAGAGGGCCAGACACUGACGAGUCACUGUCAGCUUGGUGGUGUGGCUGCAGGGCUCAUGGACGGGCGGCACCCCCCUGCACCCGCUUCCCUCAGGCCGCCCACUCGCACUGCCAGCCUCUGUAACCCCUUCCCUCUCCCCAUGUUGGGCCAGGUCUGGGGGUGGGGACAGAUUAGGGGUGACAGAGGACAAGAGACUCCCUGAGUUUGUCUACGGGGAGUCGACUGUCAGGAGCAGUUCCCCACGACUGGGCAUAUCCCUAACCAGGGCAGCCCAGGGGCAGAAGAGAACUUGCCUUUGGCUUUUCUUGGGCUGUCUGUCUUCUCCUGGGAAGGUUGGGGCCCUGCCUCUGGCGUUUGAGAACUAAGGCCAUGACAUUAUGAGAGAAGGACAGAGCAGGGGUGGCCUCAGGGACCCGGGUGGGACACUGACAUGAGGAGACCAGCCUGAAAGGCUGCCUGGGUCCCCGCGGCUCCCUGGACAGGGCGCCCCCUGCCGCCCAAGUCAGGAGGAAGGCAUGGCACCCACAGCUCCCUGGGAGGGUCAGGGUUUGAGAGGACCCAACACUAGGCUGAAUUCAUACGUGUGGGACGUGCCCAGGAUGGAAACAAGCCGCACUGAUGGCAGCAGCACCAAACUUAGCUCCUGUUCCACAGAUACUAGAAUCUUCACUGAGCCAGGCAGCUUGGAGCUGGCCUGCCUUGCGGCUACAAAUCCGUCCGUUCACAGGUCGGGGUGGGGGUGGGGUGGGGAAGACCUAGUCAGAGCCAUUGGAAGCCUGAAGGCCUGAGCAGGGGAGCCCCAUUCCAGUGGCUGCUGGAGCAGCCUCUUCCUUCCACCCACAGUGUCCAAGGGUUCCCCCCAUCCCCGCCCCGUCCCCCCGUGUGGGCCCAUUUUUCUCUUUGGCCCACUGCCCGUGUCGCCAGCACCUGUAUGGAUGGAGGGCUCGGGCACAGGGGCAGAGCCUGCCCAUGAACAGUCCCAGCUUCAGGCGGGCCUGGAGCCCCUUAAACGAGGAAGGUCAGUGUUUGGAGGUGCAGCCCACAUCACUUAGAAAGGAAGGCUGUGGGGGCCAGGCAGUGUCCUGGUUCUUGGAUAGCACCCUCGGGUGUUCCACGAAGGGUAGAGAUUCCGUCAGAGGAAGACGUCCUGCCUACAGCAGGUGACGCAUCAGGCUCCGGGGUUAAUUACCGAGAGGGGCCGGCACUCAGCCACCUCUGUCCGAGUCCCUGCUCAAAGCUCCCUGGUGAUGUCCAGCAGAUGGGUGGAGGCAGGACUCGAGCUUAGGCAGAAAGACAGCGGCUCCCACACCCAGGCCGUGGGCAUGUCCUCAGGCCAUGUCAGCUUUAAUAUUUAUUAAUGACGAUGAGCAGCCCUGCUCAGCUCCGAAGCCCACUAACCCCAGUUGCAGGGCGCACCUGCUUCCCGCUUUGGGAGAGCUGCUCUCUGACCUGGAGGCCAGUAGUUGAGGUCCUAACCCAGAAGGCAGCCCUGGGCUGUCAGCAUUGUGGGUUGUGCACCAGACUCCACCCUGGGAGCAAAGCAGUGCCACCCCCUGGCGUCCCCAAGGAGGCAGGGUUAGGGGUUAGAACAAGGAAGAGGGUUUGCUGCUCUCUGUUGAGUUCCGGCCUGAGGUCAGAGGCAUGUGCUAAAUCCUGGGGCCCCUGAGAAGUGUCCUUGCACAAUGGGCUUGAAACUGCUCUUCCCUGGGGCCAGCUUGGCCUGCAGGCAACGUACCCAUCUGCCCCAAAGCCUUUCUGUCUUCAGGUCCUUUGGCGGGAGGCGUUUUACCUCCAGUCAGACCAGGCCUCUCCCUCCUUGCUGAGCCCAUCUCCCUGCUAGACUCAACGUGCCCAGUUCCGGGAGGGCUGGACUGGGCCCCUGUGGGUAAUAACCUGUUCAACCCCGGAGCCUCAUCGCCUCAUACCAGUGACAGUGGCCUAGGAGGCUGUCGGUGGCAUAACAUUCUGUUUGGCAUUGCAGCUGAUGUCAAAACAAGACAAGGGGCUACCGGGAGGGAGGCUGGACGCAAACCUCUGCCUUUCUUUAAAUAAAAAGCUCUGCUUGACCUCA
Molecule: messenger RNA, 3214 nt
Organism: Hipposideros armiger (great roundleaf bat)
Lineage: Eukaryota; Metazoa; Chordata; Mammalia; Chiroptera; Hipposideridae
Gene: ZDHHC3
Product: zDHHC palmitoyltransferase 3
Exons: 7
Coding region: 51-1130 (359 amino acids)
Molecular function (GO): palmitoyltransferase activity
Source: RefSeq, a predicted model, not a curated record